AUGUGUGAUACAGUCGAAAAGAAGAAAAAUACGCCUUACAGCGGGCCAGAUGCACCUAGGCCAUAUGUAUGCCCCAUUUGCUCGAGGGCGUUUCAUCGGUUAGAACACCAAACGCGACAUAUACGCACGCAUACUGGGGAAAAACCCCAUGGGUGUGAUUUUAUUGGGUGUGGAAAGAAGUUUAGUAGACGUGAUGAGUUGGCUAGACAUAGGAGGAUACAUGCAAGUGACCGACCCAAGGGUAAGCGAGGACGCAAGAAGAAGGUUGAUUUAGAUUUCCGAGUGCGGGAGCAGCAGCAACAACAAGAACAGGAACAAGAACAUCGACAAUGGCAGAUGUCUGCCUUGUAUGUGGAUGAUGUAAUGCCUACAACACAGACGACGUUAUUCCACAUUGGCGAUGAAGAGGACAUGCCUCAUGUUGUGAAAAGCAUAAGGCAGGGAGCAGUGACAGGGCCAGCUGAUGGCGUCAGUGACAAAAAUCACCAAGUGAUUGCAAGGGGUACCGAUGGUGACGUGCAGCUAAGCGUUGCGGGAGUUGGUUCAGGAAACAGCCGCAGCUUGAGCCCCAUACUGCACGGGCACCUGCCGCAUCACUUGCUACCACCGUCAAAUAUGCCACUCGGUCAAUCCAAGUCUACUACAUCCAUCCCACAAUUGCGUAUGACGGGCAGCGGGACUGCAACGAGAGCGAAACUUACCGCGCUAUCCACGUUGCAGCGGAUGACUCCUCUGAAUGCCCAACACCACGGCCCGAAGCGGAACACAUCAAGCAGCAGCGUCGGGGACGUUGCUGCUGCUGCUGUCGCCGCCAUUCCAGUGCCUGGUGCUUACUUAGAUGGUGCUCCUCCACUCACCGCUGACUCAGUGGUGCUUCCCAGACCCAGAUCGCUUACACAACUGCAUGUGAUUCCCAAACAAAACUCCUUCAUCUCGUUCAGCCAAUCAACAUCCAGCUACUCCAAUCCAAUUACAAGAAGCACGUCUUACACUAGCUUGAACUCCCUGCCUUCAACUCUCACCCACGACACCUUUGCCGUCUCAGAUCGCGAAGACGCCGUAGCCUUCGCAGACCAAGAAGAAUAUAACCGCGUUAGAAAGAAGUCCAGAACAGGAACCCCCUCCAGGCGCAAUAGCUGUAACUCCUCUAUCCCAGAGAUCUACUCCUACCUUUCUACAGGCUCUAUCGCCGAUUUCUCUACCGAACUACAACGAAAGCUACGUCUUCAUGCGGAAUCUACCUCAGGCCUGGACAUGACCACCAGCCCCUCCAACAAAUACAUCGACUCAUCUAACCAUCACCAUCACCACCACCACCACCACCACCACCAUCACAAUAUCCCGCCCCACAGCUGUAAGAGCACUCCCCAAAGCCCUUCCACCCGUGACUCACCACCUCACGAAAGCCACCCGGCCCAAGAAGCCCCAGACUCCAUAAUUCUGCCACCAAUCAGAAGUCUCCCCUUACCCUUCCCUGAUUCCACCGCCAUCCCAUCCUCCUCACCGAAUAUCUAG
This is a messenger RNA of Eremothecium cymbalariae DBVPG#7215, 1515 nucleotides long. It is a transcript of the gene MIG1, whose product is annotated as transcription factor MIG1. The transcript has a single exon. Gene Ontology annotation, molecular function: RNA polymerase II cis-regulatory region sequence-specific DNA binding. The record is from RefSeq and is a predicted model, not a curated record. Gene Ontology annotation, cellular component: nucleus; cytoplasm. The coding region runs from base 1 to 1515 and encodes 504 amino acids. Lineage: Eukaryota; Fungi; Ascomycota; Saccharomycetes; Saccharomycetales; Saccharomycetaceae.